Molecule: messenger RNA, 717 nt
Organism: Auanema sp. JU1783
Lineage: Eukaryota; Metazoa; Nematoda; Chromadorea; Rhabditida; Rhabditidae
Source: the annotation of a GenBank genome assembly
AUGGCCAGGAUCUCCAAUACUAAUCUGAGAGAAAUACCAAAAACUGUUGAUAUUAGCAAAUCUGAGUUAGAAAAUCAAGUGAGGGUUGUCGUAGGCUCUCUUCAGGAAACACUUCCUUCUAUUAACUUUGCUGGCAUAAUAACAGAUGGAGACAUUGAUAAAGCUCAUAGUACUUUGUUCAAUAACCUCGGGUUUUCUCUAUGUAGGCAGAGCAGCUCUGUUUGUGACGGAGGGAAAGGAGUCUUCGUGCAUGCAGGCAAAAUCGCGAAAGGUCAAGUAGCUGCAUUCUACCCCGGGACGAUAUACGAGCCGGGUGAUUCUAUUCUGCUCCAAUCUCUUGGUAACCAUUUUAUUCUUCGUUGUAUGGAUGGCAUGACUGUGGAUGGAAAUGAUCGACGUCUUUCUAAAAUGGUUCAUCGUUCUGCUAACCUCCGCGAUCUCUCCCCUGCCAUAUCAGACCAAACUUGGCUAUUAGAUAGACCUUUGAAUUACCUGACAAUCGGACAAUAUGUGAAUAAUGCUCCACAAGUCCAUCUUCAUAAUGUGCAAUACGUAGAUUUAGAUAUUAGAGGCUGGUCCUAUGUUUAUCGUAAAUGGUUUCCGUAUUCUGUGUAUAAUGCAUCCCCCAAGCAUACAGCUUUACGAAUAGUUUUAUUAGUAGCCAUCCGUGACAUUCAUGAGGGCGAAGAAUUAAUGUCCGCAUAUAUUUCUCGUUGA